Labrus mixtus (cuckoo wrasse) is the source of this 2274-nucleotide messenger RNA. It is a transcript of the gene f11r.1, whose product is annotated as F11 receptor, tandem duplicate 1. The record is from RefSeq and is a predicted model, not a curated record. Gene Ontology annotation, cellular component: bicellular tight junction. The transcript has 11 exons. Lineage: Eukaryota; Metazoa; Chordata; Actinopteri; Labriformes; Labridae. The coding region runs from base 23 to 922 and encodes 299 amino acids. Gene Ontology annotation, biological process: intestinal absorption; establishment of endothelial intestinal barrier; cell adhesion.
GAGAAGAACCGAGCGGGUCGACAUGUUUGUCAGCGGGCUGGUUUCGGUGGCUUUGUUCCUCCUCGCAGCGACAGGUGUGAGGGGCUUCACAGUCAGUACCAGCAACGCCGAUGUGCGGGUGAAAGAGAAUUUAGGGGUCGACCUUUCAUGCACCUUUUCUGGUGACUUUGGUUCAAAUGCCAGAGUGGAGUGGAAGUUUAAAAACCUGAAGCAGUCACAGGUGUACGUGAUUUUUAAUGGGAAACCAACAACAUCAUAUUCCAGCAGAGUGACAAUGUACAACAGCAAUCUGAGAUUUGCAACUGUGACCCGCGAUGACAACGGGAUGUAUGAUUGUGAGGUGUCUGGAAACGGCCAGUUUGGGGAAGCCAGAGUGAAGCUGACUGUACUUGUGCCUCCCUCUGCACCCUUGUGUAGGAUCCCCUCCUCAGUGACGACUGGCAAGUCAGCCCUCUUGACCUGCCACGACAUGGAUGGCUCACCUCCACCCAAAUACAGGUGGUUCAAAGACAACGUGCCUCUGCCCACUGAACCCAGAAUGAUCGCAACCUUCAAAAACUCCACCUACAAGCUCAAUGUUAGCAACGGCAACCUGGAGUUUCGCAAAACCGUCAAGACGGACUUAGGUAACUACUACUGUGAGGCUUCCAACGAAGCAGGUCCUCCUCAGCGCUGCAAAGGCGCAAAAAUGGAAAUCCGUGACCUCAACACUGGAGGAAUUGUAGCUGGUGUGAUCGUGGCUCUGCUGCUAGUGGCUCUGCUGGUUUUUGGUAUUUGGUAUGCAAACAAGAAAGGAUACCUGCCAAAGAAGAGCGAAAGCAAACCAAAGCCCAGCGUGGUGUACCAGCCCACAUCACUGUACGGUGGCGGUGGUGAAGAUGAUGAUGGGGAAUUCAAACAGAAGUCGUCCUUCGUGGUAUAGUCAACAACGAACAGCCCCAACAGGAGAACAACUCUGUUUUAAAUGUCCGUCAGCGUGGGAUUUCCCUCAAGUUUUUAGUGUGCUUUUGGUUGAUGAUUAAUUUGAAGUUUCUGUUUUUAUAGACCAGUGUGAUUGUUUAAGCUGACCUGAACUGUGUGCUUUAGUGUCUCGGGAUACAUUGACUUGAGCUUCACGGUUAUAUGAAAUUAUUUCCAACAAACAGGGUAAUGUGACGUCUUCUAUAUGUGCAAAUACUGUCGGAGGGCCUUUGGAUAGCAUUCACACAUUCUUAGCCACGGACAUUUGACUUCAAAGUUGUUGGUGCGUGUCUAUUCUGUUCUAAAAAAACACCGCUAUUUUUGUAAGUGUUAUAAUGAUUCAUCUUAACGCUAACAUGUCAAAAAAACUGUAAAGAACCAAUUACCUAUAACGAUAAGAAGAACAGAAAGAGAAAUUUUAGUUUUUCAUGAAAAUCAAGCACAUGCCUUUUGAAUCGACAGAAUUUCCUCUCGGAACACAGUGCCUUGAAAAACACUCAAUAGAGUUGUAUCAUAUUUACUGACGCAUCACCUUAAUUGUUUUAUAUGUGUUUAUCUUAUCUGAAACAUUGAUGUGCCCAGAAUAACAUGGCCGAGUUGCUCUGAAAAUGUAUAACUUUUUCUAACAAAUACAACUUUUUUUUUAUGGACAGUACUCUUGCUAACAAAUCUGUCACUUUCUCUUUCUUGUAAAUAAAAUGCUUUUACACCUGAAACAUUGAAAAAUCUCUUUAAGUUGUCUAUGAGCUUCCCGACAUUUUCCUCUAUUACUGCGUUUAAUGGCAACACCAUUGAAGGUGCACACUCACUUUAAGAGGUAGCUUAACAAUUUCAGUAAUGUUGUCCAAGAGGUUUGUAACCAUUUGAGUGACGUUGAUUAAUGGUGAGAAAGGCAAAGGUACACUUCGUCUUAAAGCACACAGAUGUCAGCUGUGAUGUGUCCUUUUUAUGAAUUAGAAACUUGUGAUUUGAUGACAUUUUGUUUAACAAUUUUUGAAAGGUGCAUCAUGUGUAGCUUAAUCAUUGAAAAUGCUAACUGUUCUGAUAUAUUUGUCCUAAUAUCGUCUACCUCUAGACACUCAAAUCACUUGAUGGUUUCGACUAUCCUUUACAUCCACUGGCUCUCAGGUUGUGUUUUACUGGUUUGAUGAAGUUGGACACCAAUUAAUCAAUAUUUAUAUUGGGCAAAAGGCACAUUAUUCUACAUUGUUUGACCUUUCUUUUUUUUUUUUUUUUGAAAGUGUAAAGCUGAUGAAUCAGCUGAUGGUUGUAACUUUGCUUUAUAUUUGUUUAAUAAAAUGUUUUGAAUCUACA